This is a messenger RNA of Notolabrus celidotus (New Zealand spotty), 980 nucleotides long. Its product is annotated as olfactory receptor 2K2-like. NCBI's taxonomy places the organism in Eukaryota, Metazoa, Chordata, Actinopteri, Labriformes, Labridae. Bases 1 to 978 code for a protein of 325 amino acids. The transcript has a single exon. Gene Ontology annotation, molecular function: G protein-coupled receptor activity; olfactory receptor activity. Gene Ontology annotation, cellular component: membrane. The record is from RefSeq and is a predicted model, not a curated record. Gene Ontology annotation, biological process: G protein-coupled receptor signaling pathway.
AUGGAAAACAGCACGCUCUCUUUUUACUUUAACUUCACUAUGUUCAUGAACAUUGGAUACUACCGUUAUCCAGCCUUUGUUUUCUGCCUUUUGCUUUACAGCUUUAUUGUCUCUGCAAAUCUUGCCUUGAUCUUGAUCAUAGUAAGGGAAAGAACACUGCAUCAGCCAAUGUAUAUUUACAUUGCGUUUUUAUCUUUCAACUCUCUGUAUGGCUCCACUGGUUUUUUCCCCAGGUUCCUCAUGGAUAUAUUGUCUGAUAAUCAUUUGAUCUCUCGUCCUGCUUGUUUCACACAGAUUUAUAUCAUUUACACUUACGCUUCUUAUGAACUGACCAUUCUGAGCAUUAUGUCAUAUGAUAGAUAUGUUGCUGUUUGUCAUCCUUUACACUAUCACAGAAAGAUGAACUCUAAAAAAGUCUGUAUGUUGGCAAUUUUGGCAUGGGUCAGUCCAGCCUGUAACCUCUCAAUAACCAUUAAUAUGGUAGUCAGGCUUCCCCUGUGUGGAAACAUUAUACAGAAGGUUUACUGUGCCAGCUGGAAUAUUGUAAAAUUGUCUUGUAUGCCCGCUGCUGUUAACAAUGUUCUUGCACUAUUGGGGGCCAUCGUGAUAGCUUUCAUUCCCUUUGCUUUUAUCCUGUAUACUUAUUUGAGGAUUGUUAUUGCUUGUUGGAAAAACUCAGUGGAGGUCAGAGGAAAAGUAAUGCAGAGUUGUUUACCACAUGUUAUUUCAUUUGCGAUUUAUUCCAUUACAUCUUUCAGUGAUACAGCCUUGAGUCGACAAAAUCUUGACAAGAUAAAUCCAUUUGUGGCUAUAAUUCUGUCUAUAGAAUUUAUUAUCAUUCCCCCAGUUCUAAAUCCUCUUGUGUAUGGCCUGAAAUUACCAGAAAUUAGAAGACAUGUUUUUAAAAUACUGUUGUGUAAAACUCAAAUCAAAAAGAAUUCCUGUAGAACAUUACCAGAGUCUAUAGUGACCGUUUGAGU